AUGAACAAAUUUGUGGUAGUAGUAAAGGAGACUGAUUAUGUAUGUUUUCUCGAACAGUCUACAAGUGAAGAGAUACCAUCAACAACAGUCGGCCGCACAGCUAGCCCCGGCGCGGGCGCUGUCGGCGCGGUGGGUGCUUCGGAAUCAUAUGACGUGACACGCAUGCGUGAAGAAGAGUUUGAAAGACUCACAGUAUACAUAGUACCCGACGUGCCAUGUGAACGAGGAGUGACAAACAGAGCAGAGAGAACGCUCCCUCGGAGCUUGGCACUGAGGCCAUCUGCAGUUCUGUCUACACCCAACACACCGACGGAAGGAGUCUGGAGUAAGGGAGUUAUACCCCGCGGUACGAGAUUUGGACCAUUUGAAGGAACACGAACACCUAAUAAACCAAAUGACAAAGUUUCGUGGCGAUAUUAUUGGAGGGUACAAGAAACUGUCAGACAUCAUACUUAUGGAAAUAUUAAGAUAUUCAAAGAUAGUGACUAUUAUUACCUUGAUGGAUCGGACACCAGCGUCGCUAACUGGAUGAGAUAUGUCGCCUCAGCAUAUUCCCUUUCCGUCAUGAAUCUCGUUGCUUGUCAACAUCAAGAACACAUUUACUUUUACACAAUCAGAGACAUUAUGCCAAAUGAAGAACUUAUGGUAUGGUACUGCAAGGAUUUUGCUACAAGGCUUGGUUAUGACAUUGAUCCUGAAAGAGCGACUUAUUCAAUAUGCAAGGAAGAAACAAUAAAAAAGGCGUAUGGAUUGCCACCUGCCCCUGUUCAUCCUGAGAUUGCUUUUAACCACAUGAAAUAUGUUCUGGGUCUGACAAACGCAAAAGAUCUUUUAGAGGCAGAAAUACCUAGCAGGAGAAGAAAAAGAGAAGCGAGUGAUAAAUCACUACACGAAGAUCAAAUCAUGUUACCUCGUGAAGACCCAAGAAAUAUAAUAAAAAAUGAAAGAUCUAUCGUAAGGUCAGAUAUCGCCACAAAUUUCAUACACCCGAAAUCUGAGAGCCCAAAUCAUAACGAACAUCAUUCACUAUCACCUAGCAACUUAAUGCAACCGCCAUCACCGGUUAAGAUGCAUAGAGAUAACAAUCAAACGUUAAUAAUUCAUCAGCACAAAGAGAGCACAUCGCAUGUUGUUAUACAUCAACUUGAUAAUUCAAGAACACAUAGCAAUCGAUCCCCUGCUCAAAUUCAACAUACGAGGGAUAUUAGAGGACCAUCUCCCUUAUCACAAAAUAAUCAAGACAAACUUGGAAGUAAAUCUCCCAGUUUUCCUCAUUGUGUACCAUCACAUUAUGAGCAUCAACUGACACCUACUGAUGGUUCAGUUCGGUCAGAUGAAGGUUAUCACAGCAAUGGAUAUCACGAUGAAUUUACUCCCCCAGAAGACUCGAGUGACUCCGAUGUCGAAAAUUAUGUUCUAGACUGUUCAAAUAAAACAAAUGAACCAAAAGAAACUGUUAUAGUCCAAAAAAUUGAUCAGGAUAUGCAUAGAAAUGAAUACAGAAAAGUAAAAAUAAAAAUGCCAAGAGCUUAUCAAUACCAGAAUCACAAAGAUAUGGAUUGUGAAAGUGAAAAAGAAAUGAUUAUAGCUGAAGAAGUUAUGCAUACCUCGCCACAAAAUUUAUCUCCAACCCGAAGAGAUCCUGCUAGUUCUACGGUUAUCGUUCUAGAGUCCUCUCAAAACACAGUAGUACCUUUAAAUAAGCCUUACUAUGAAGACGGUACAUUAUCGCCUUCACCACAGCCAGCUUUCAUGAGAUACUCGCCUCCAGAUACAAGAAUACUUGAAACGAUAUUGACUGGAAAUAGGAUUGACACAAAUAAUAAUGAUCCAAACAGAAGACAACCAAAUGCUACUCCACCACCAUCAUCGCCCACAGAGAUGGCGUACUCUUACAAGAAAAGUCAAAGAUAUGGUAAUGCCUGCAGCCCUGAUUCUAGUUCAAACCUAACGCCUUUACCAUCUUUACUGCCGUUACCACAACAGUUACCUACACCUAAUUCAGUUUCGGUUUACUCUUCUUCACCUCCUCACACUAUUCCUCAUACAACAGAAAUCCGUGAAAUACGAGAAAUAAGGGAAAUAAGAGAAACAAGAUAUGAAAGCCACUAUCCUAAUUACUCUUACAGUUUAUAUUCUCCACCUAACUCUACAAUAAUUACACAGCUGGGAUCGCCACCCACUACUUACUCUCCUACAAUUUCAUCUUCUCAUCAAUAUGAAAGGGCUCCAAAUGGUCAAGCUAAUCACCAUUAUCCAUCUUCGACUAGUGUUAUAACUUUGAAAAAUUGCUCUCAAUUGAGCUUAAUUCAAAAUUCUAAUAUUAAUGGGCAGCUGGUACCACAACAUAGUAGUCUAAGUCCUGAUGGAACAUGCAGUCUAAUUGCACCCAUGAGCCCUAACUCACAAUCAUCUCGUGGAUAUAGAAGUCUACCUUACCCAUUAAAGAAAAAGGACGGGAAAAUGCAUUAUGAGUGCAACGUAUGCUGCAAAACAUUUGGUCAACUAUCUAAUUUAAAGGUCCAUUUACGAACACAUUCCGGGGAACGACCUUUCAAAUGCAACGUUUGCAAUAAAUCCUUCACACAGCUGGCUCACCUUCAGAAACAUCACUUAGUACAUACCGGAGAAAAACCACAUCAAUGUGAUAUUUGUAAAAAACGAUUUUCGUCUACAUCUAAUUUAAAAACACACCUGCGGUUACAUUCAGGGCAGAAACCAUAUGCUUGUGAUCUCUGUAUGCAAAAAUUCACACAAUUUGUCCAUUUGAAACUUCACAAGCGACUUCACACAAAUGACAGGCCAUACGUUUGUCAAGGAUGUGACAAAAAAUACAUCAGUGCCUCCGGACUACGAACUCACUGGAAAACGACAAGUUGUAAGCCCAACAAUAUUGAGGAAGUUCUCGCCAUCACGAAUGCAGCAAACACCGAAUGCAUAGGUAACAUCGACAAAGACUGCCAAGAAAGAGAGGGGCACGAAGCAUAUGAAGUCCACUCUGCUACGCAGGGAGGAAUGGUGGGAACCGGUGGGGCAAGAGUGUCAAUUUCGCAUAGUGAAGCAAUAAUGGGUGGGCAAGCGCACACCACCACACCGCAUCUAGCAGGCCAUGGACAGCUUUCACCAGGCCCGGGUGUUUCGCAGUACCGUGGGUUAAUGCCUCCUUCUGAACACGAACAACAACACUACGGUUCAGCGCAGAGUGAGUCUCGGCCGAGUGUUAUAGAAUCAAACCAACCGCUCAUCAUCGAGUGCACUUGA
Messenger RNA from Danaus chrysippus (African queen), 3261 nucleotides. NCBI's taxonomy places the organism in Eukaryota, Metazoa, Arthropoda, Insecta, Lepidoptera, Nymphalidae. The record is from the annotation of a GenBank genome assembly.